This is a messenger RNA of Lampris incognitus (smalleye Pacific opah), 6252 nucleotides long. Its product is annotated as stAR-related lipid transfer protein 13-like. The record is from RefSeq and is a predicted model, not a curated record. Gene Ontology annotation, molecular function: lipid binding; protein binding; GTPase activator activity. Bases 940 to 4143 code for a protein of 1067 amino acids. Lineage: Eukaryota; Metazoa; Chordata; Actinopteri; Lampriformes; Lampridae. The transcript is spliced from 14 exons. Gene Ontology annotation, biological process: signal transduction; actin cytoskeleton organization; regulation of Rho protein signal transduction.
AUUCCACUCCUCAGCGUUGCACAGCCAGUCUUGAGUUGUGAGGCCGAGGUCGGCGUCUCCUCGCUCGCCCUCUAGUCCGCUUAGCCGACUUGUUCAAUUUAACCGUUCAGCCGCCACCGGUGUGCCAUGACGACCGGCCUCCGUCGGCCUCUGGCACGGGAGGAUUUGCGGACGCCAAAGCCGUUUCUGAAUUAGCCAGCGGCGCCUCCGCUAACGAGGGGAAGAGAUGACGGGGAUAAUGGCGACGAUGAAGGCGCCGACAGGGGUCCGGUAGCGGUGCGGUGUAGAGGACGGGAAGAUGAGCGUGGGCUGGGCAGGGAAAGGCAUGUGAACAAGUUUUCAGUAUCGAUGUAUGGCGAGCGUGAGAGAGAAGGGAAGGAGGACGAGAUGAGGGAGGGGAGCGUGUGAAGCCCGUGGAUCUCGGGACUGUACUGGAAAUGCGAGAGAUGGCGCGAGAAGGUACGCAGAGAGAGGGGAUUUAACACGUUUUUACCCGUUCCUCCGUUCGGAAGGGGAGAGUGAAGCUGGAGUGAAGGGGAAGUUGAAUAAGCAGAACAGGAAAGAUCAGAAGAGACUAAGAGAUAGAGGUAGCGGAAGAAGUGUUAAAAUAAGUGUAACAGUGGAAGGAGAGUAGUGACUAGAAAGAGAGAGAGAGUUGCGAGAUAUUGCAAGUGAAACACAAAAAAAGAAAGCGAGCAGAAGGAGGUUGAGGAGAAAAUUAAAGGGAAGGGAAACCCUGCUCGGAGCUGGCAGCGAGAGGGAGGCAGAGUUGUAAACACUCGGGCCAGAGAGCAGGAGAAGAGGGAUGCACACAGAAACGGUUUGCUGGCUUGACCGCCGGAUAGUUGUGAAAGGGAUUUAUUUGCCAUGGGAUGAGGAGCACUUCUGAUACCCCGAGCGACGACAAAACCAGGCGUACCAGCCGGCUCGGCGCACGCCAUGAGCGAGGCCACGAUGAGGAGCUCAAAGAUCGAAGCUAAGGAGGCUUGUGACUGGCUGAGAGCGGCGGGGUUUCCACAGUAUGCCCAGCUGUAUGAAGAUUCCCAGUUUCCAAUUGACAUUUCUUCAGUGAAAAGGGACCACGACUUUCUGGAAAGGGACCUGGUUGAGCCUCUAUGUCGACGUCUCAACACCCUUAACAAGUGCGCCUCAAUGAAACUUGAUGUCAACCACCCCAAGAAGAAGGCGGAUGACUCCGAUGAGGAUGACCCACUGGCCAUCAGCAAAAGAUGGACGUUUGAGUGGAGUAGUCGACGCUGGUCCCGUUUGCAAGACAUCCACUUCCUGUUGGACAGCCCCAGUGAGAACAGUCCCACUGGCAAGCGGGAGGGCUUACACAGCACGGUGAGCAGUGAGAGCGUUCUGACGGACCUGAGCGAACAGGAGAUCACGGAGAUCUCCUCGCUCCACAGCGAAGAUUCGGCCUCCGCCUUGCCCGACUCCGUUUCGAUGGCUUCCCUCUCCGCCUCCUACCAACCGCCCAGGGACCUCCAACAUUACAACUCCCUGCCGACCAAGAGCAGCCGCCAUGGGCAAGGAGGGCGCAGUCGAGCCAAGGAGUUCCUGCGGCGUAUGGAUAUGAUGCGCACUUGGGGGCCGUCGACGAGACGGAAAGGCUUAAGUCGCAGGCCACCGCUGGUCAUCAGUGGACCGGUGCUGCAGGGGGAGGAACCUCAGGCUCUGCAGAUGCUCCAGUGUACCCCGAUCAGCCAAUUAGAAACCAGCCCUAAACACGUUCACCAAUCAGGUGGCGGUACUUCCCCCGUCUCCAACGAUGACAACUGUGAAGACCAACCCAUGGUAAGCGUGAGCCCCAGCGUUGAAAGUGUAACCCCCAGUUUGAAGGAGGCCGUGUGCAGGAAGCCCCGGCCUGCCAGCAAGAGAGGAAGCAUAUAUCUGGAAGACAUGGAGCUGCCUUCUCAGGGCAAGAGAACUGAAGGACAGAGCCCGUUUGGCAAAAAUCAGUUUCACUCUUAUGAAAAUCUCCUGGUUCACAUCCCUAAAGACCACAAACCAGGCACUUUCCCAAAAGCUCUGUCCAUAGAGAGUCUAGCUCCUUCCCCAAACGAUAGAAAUAAUAACCCGCAGACACGAGUCCAAGCCUCCGCUGUCAAUCCGGGCCUGGGUGAGCCCUGGUCAAAUAAACCUCUCGCUAUACCCCCCUGCCCUGGAGCUCCGCGGGGCAGCAGGGUGAGCAUUUAUGACAACGUGCCGGGAUCUCAUCUGUACGCCAGCACGGGGGACCUGCUGGACUUGGAGAGGGAGGACAACCUCUUCCCCCACCUGGACGACAUCAUCCAGCACGUCAGUGGUCUGCAGCAGAUCGUGGACCACUGGAGUCGCAGCGUGUUGCCCGAGGGCGAGGCAGGAGAGCGGGAGGGGGAGGAGGAGGGGGAGGGGCGGACCACCCCCAGCGAGGGGGAGAGAGACGGUGUCUCCCUGAAUGACACUGACUCCACAGGGACCAGUCGGGAGAGGAGGGACUCUGGAGUGGGGGCGUCUCUGACCAGACCACGGCUACGGUGGCCGAGCUUCAGGAUGUCUGACUCCCUGAGCCAGCCAGCAUCCUCGCUGCAGAUUAGUAGCCAAUCGGCAGGCCAGCUCAGUCUUCUGCAGAAGUUCUCUCUACUCCGCCUCACCGCCAUCAUGGAAAAAUAUUCCAUGUCGAACAAACAUGGCUGGACAUGGUCUGUGCCCAAGUUUAUGAAGCGCAUGAAGGUGCCAGACUACAGAGAGAAGAGUGUUUUUGGCAUUCCUCUCAUCGUCCAUGUCCAGCGAUGUGGUUUUCCUCUCCCCCUUUGUCUGCAGCAGGCCCUCAGCCACCUGCGAACACACUGUCUGGACCAGGUGGGGCUCUUUCGUAAGUCGGGCGUGAAGUCUCGUAUCCAGGCCCUCAGGCAGCAGUGUGAGCAGUCCCCCGACUCUGUGAGUUACGAGGACCAGUCUGCGUACGACGUGGCCGACAUGGUCAAGCAGUUCUUCAGAGACUUGCCAGAGCCUCUGCUCACCAGCAAGCUGGGGGAGACCUUCCUGCACAUAUACCAGUACGUUCCAAAGGACCAGAGGCUGCAGGCCGUGAGGGCAGCCAUUCUGCUGAUGUCGGACGAGAACAGGGAGGUGCUGCAGACGUUGCUCUACUUCCUGCGUGACGUCACGUCCUUGGUGGAGGAGAACCAGAUGACUCCUAUGAACCUGGCCGUGUGUCUGGGUCCCUCCCUGUUCCACCUCAACAUUUUGAAGAACGAGAUGCUCUCACCCAGGUCCAUUCAGAGGAAGUACACCACGGGCCGUCCCGAUCAGAAGGACCUCAACGAGAACCUGGCUGCCACCCAGGGCCUGGCACAUAUGAUCGCUGAGUGCCAAUACCUCUUUCAGAUCCCAGAGGAGAUGGUGACCCAGUCGCGAAACUCGUACAUGGAGGCUGAGCUGCUGGCGCCCCCGCUGGACGAGCUGGGCAAGGCUCACGAAGAGGAGGGGGAGAUGGGGGAGGAGGAGGACGAGGAGGAGGAGGGAUCAUACCACACUCACCUGGAGGGGCUUUUUCAGAACCUGCUGAAAGAGGCCAAGGAUAAGAGCAAAGGCUGGGUGUCCCGCUCCGCCGUGGACCAUACCGAGCUGGCGUCUAAAAAAGUGGGAGAUGGUAACCCUCUGCGUCGGUGGCGCGUGUGUGUGGAGGUGCCGGCACCUCCCAGUGAGGUGCUGCAGCGGCUGCUGAAAGAGCGCCCUCUGUGGCAUCCUGAUGUACUACAGGAGACGGUUCUGGAGGCGCUGGAUAAACAGACGGACGUGUACCAAUACUCCAGCCAGAGCAUGGCACCGCAACCGAACCUUGAAUAUGUGGUACUAAGGUCAUGGCGUACAGAGCUGUGUAAGGGCUCCUGUGCGCUGGUGUGUGUGUCUGUCGAGCAUGAGGACAGCCCACGUAUGGGAGCGGUGAGAGGGGUGGUUCUGGAGUCACAGUACCAACUGGAGCCCAGUGGUACCAGCAAGACAAGACUCACACAUAUCUGCAGAGUGGACCUCAGGGGCCGGUCUCCAGAGUGGUACAACAAAACAUUUGGUCAUUUGUGCGUAAACGAAGCCCAGAGGAUCCGCUCUUCUUUUCACCAUUUGGAUCCGACAAGCCCGGAGACCAAGACCUGAACCUCAAAGGCAUAAAUCUGGGCUCAACGGUCCAAGGGCAGCUUGGCCUGGGAUCCAAGGAUCCACGGGGAGGGGGGGCAAACCAAGGGGUUUGGGGGCAUCACAGGACCUGAUCAAUGGACUUAAUCCUAGGAUAUAGACUUAGAAAUAGGAGGCUUGUCACUCUGCUUCAUUAGACUGUGCUGAACUGUGGUGCAUCACACUGUGCUGGCAUUGUUCCUCAAUCACACACACACACACACACAAGCAUAUAUGUUAUUUAUAUAUACAUAUAUACGUAUGUAUAAGUGUAUGUGUGUGUGUUUAUUGCCGUGAAAAAACACAACAUCCAGCAGCAUAUCAUUACCUUCAGUUAGAUUAGGAUAAACACAUUACAUGUGAUGAUUGUGAUACACUACACACCAAUAUCACUACAUGCGAUAUUACAAUCUAUCAAUUGGAUUUCUCAACCAACAGUGCUAGGUUUUGUUACACAAUUUUAAUUACAUGGUAUACUUCGUACCCACCACCAUUAGAUGUCCCUUCAGUUUUUCAGGUGCUCACUGUUUCCUCAGUGGUGUGUCCGGUGUGUGUCUACAGUUUCAGAUAUUUGACAGCUCUUGUAACCGUCGCCACAGAGCCCCUUGUCUUCUCCAUCCCUUUCAUUUCAUCCCACUUUAUACAAACAAACGUCCACCUUUUCUACCGUCGAAUGAUCCGCGGCAUUUUCGGUCCAGCAGGCCAGUCUGAGAUCAGCGCUCCUGCCUCACUUAAAAUCCAGUUUCCCAUUCCGCAAAGCUCUUAAUGCCUUGCUCGUCCACAAAAUGCACUUCUUUUAUCACGCAGAAAUUCUAGGAUUAAAGUAUAGCAACUGUUGGACAGGCCCAAUACCGCAGCCCGUCCACCCAGUGAACAUGAGCCAUUCAAGGCCAGUACAGUCUGGGCCCAGUCCAGCACCACAUUGUGAAGAGGGCACUAGUGCAGCAUAAGAAGCACAUGACUGCGACAGAGCCAGGACAUGGAGACAGUAGGAGACACUCACUGGGGCCAUAAUUCUGCUUUAACCCCUACUGUGGAUACAAUGUGUUAUAUUGCUGUUGAGUGAAAUUACUCUGUCACUUUUGUCAGUGUUUAUAAUCUUAUCUAUUGAAUUAUUGUUAUUUUGUUAUUAUUUUAAGGUUAUUAUUGUCAUGAUAUGGCUGUAUAUGGUAUCAAUGUUGCUUGUUUUCAUGUUAUACAAUGUCUAAGACAUUUGACCAUUUCACUGCUUCUGGGAAGCAUGUUUGAAAUUGUGUGUGUGUGCGUGCAUGUGUGUAUACAUGUAUGGGUGUGUCUGCGGGUGUGUGUGCGAGUGUGUUGUAUGUCUGUGUGUGUGUGUGUGUGUGUACACGUGUGCAUGCACACAGAUCAUGCGUGCGGCUGCGUACAACGUCACAUGUACCGCAUGCAUGUAUACGUGUGCAAACAUGCAUGAAGAUGUGCCUGUGUGUCUUUACUUUGGUUGUACAGCCCGAGUUGUAGUUGCGUGACACUUUCUGCACCAGCAGAGGAACCAUCAUAGCUUAUCAGGGCCCACCUAGUAUUAUGCUGACAUGCUGAAAUGGGAGCCUUCUCCACACCUCAUGCUAAGCAAAGCAAUAGCAAAGUAAAGCUUGCCCUGCCACGGCGUUGCCGUGGCGUUCCCAAAUUGUUUCAGCUGUAGACCGUGUUGCUAUGGUGUUGCUACGAUACCCUAUUUUCACAGUGCCACCAGAGACCCUGUUUGGAUUCUGCUGGCUGGGAGGCAGCCUAGCUAGCACGUGUGUGCGUGAGCGAGAGACACUGACAAGAGUGUGAAUGUGUCUUGACGUGAGCCUCGGGGUGAGGGGAGCGCGCGGCGUUAAAGGCUUCAAACCUAGCAGAGCAAGUGGACAUCGGGGUGACGGAUGCUCGGUUAUUUCUGACAAAGCGGGCUGAGGCCGGAGCUGUCGUUUAUAAACAAGGGAAUAAAAAAAAGAGAAAGAAGAACGAAACCGUGUCUUGUUUGUUGAUCACUUCCAUUCCCGUGUCAAACGAGAUGUCGUGCGCACCGAUGACCGCUAGCUGGUGCUGUUUCCCCACUUUAACGCUUCCAGAACCCCCGCGAGUGUU